Molecule: messenger RNA, 1111 nt
Organism: Xenopus laevis (African clawed frog)
Lineage: Eukaryota; Metazoa; Chordata; Amphibia; Anura; Pipidae
Product: olfactory receptor 56A5-like
Exons: 1
Coding region: 98-1111 (337 amino acids)
Source: RefSeq, a predicted model, not a curated record
CAUUAACUAUGAUUACUUGGGCUUUCUUUGCAGAUGGUCUAUUUUUUGCCAGCAUUCUGUCCAUCCACCUCUUCAUGUUGAAGCUCAGUAGAAGACAAUGACCAUCUCAACGUCUAAUCAGACUGCUGUCACUGAGUUUAUCCUCCUCGGUUUUCCAGGUCUACAGCCAAUUUUCUUUCUUCCAGUCUCAAUUACAAUGUUUCUUGCCUACAUUGUUUCACUGAUUGCAAAUAGCACAGUCAUCAUAUUAAUUAUCCUGAGAGAACAACUCCACCACCCCAUGUAUAUUAUUAUUGCUAACCUCGCUCUCUCUGAUCUUCUCUUUGACACAAUAACAUUACCUAAAAUCAUUGCCAAAUAUUGGUUUGGAGCAGGGUCUAUAUCAUUCAACUGGUGCUUCUUCCAGGUCUUCUGUGUCCAUUGCCUUGGAAGUCUUGACUCCUUCAUCAUUAUGUUGAUGUCUAUUGAUCGUUAUGUUGCUAUCUGCAAACCUCUCAGGUAUCACUCCAUUAUCAGCAUUAGGCUGGUGACUCUGCUCUGCUACAUGGUCUUGCCUUUUGCUGCCCUAUUUGGAUUAGCUAUGACUUUAAUUGCUCUUCAGCUUCCUUACUGUGGACCUAACCGUGUCAAGAACUGUUUCUGCGCCAACCAAUUUUUAACAGUUUUGGCAUGUGUUGAUGUUACCUUGGCAAAAAGAAACCGUUUUAUUAUUGGCAUGUGUGUGUACUACUUCCCAUUGGCUGUUAUUAUUCUCUCAUAUAUUCUCAUAAUCAGGGUUGUGCACUUAUCAGCCAACAAUGGAAACUGGCAGAAGGCAUUUAAUACCUGUACCACUCAUUUAAUUGUCAUUGGCUUGUACUUUAUCCCCAGGUUGUUUGCAUAUUGCAUAAAUCAAGCCCCCUUGAUUAUUGAUGCUGACUUAAACGUUCUAAUUGUUUUUCUGUACACAUUUAUUCCCCAUUUAGCCAACCCUGUUAUUUUUUGCCUUAGAACCAAAGAAACUAAACAAAUUUUGGGGCAAAUGUUCAGUAGCAAGCACCCUAAAUUUGAGGUUAGAUCUAGAAGACGAGUGAAAAGGCAUUGCGCUAGUAUUAGUUUAAAGAGUCAUUAA